GAGCAGUGGUGGGCAACGAAAGCGAAAGAAAUGGAAAAGACAGUGUCUGUAGGCAAAACCAGGCAACUCUCCAGACUAAUAAAAGAAAUCGGAAUUAAGAAGUCAAGUGUAAACCAAACAAUCUCGGAAAAAGACGAAACCGUUAUCUGCUCUCAUCCCAGAUGUUUAGAACGAUGGGCGGAAUAAUUUAGAGAACAGUUUAUCUGGCCUUCAGUUACUCUACAGUUACCCACGAUUCCCAGAAAACCUGAAUGGAACAUUGAAGUAGGCCCCCCGACCCUACUUGAAGUUCAAAAGGCUAUAGCUAAUUUGAAACGAGGGAGAGCAGCUGGUCCAGAUGGAUUGGCUCCAGAGGUCUUUAAAUAUGAUGGUCCAAUUUUAACGAUUAGGUUGACUAAUAUUUUGGCUGAAAUCUGGGAGUUGGACGUAAUCCCAUCCGACUGGUCACAAUCACUGAUUGUCCCAAUAUAUAAGAAGGGGUCAAAAUCAUCUUGUGAUAACCAUAGAGGGAUUAGUCUGACUAACAUAGCAUCUAAAAUACUAGCUUCAAUAAUUAUCGGGCGCCUAACUAAGACUCGUAAACUGUAAACAGGAGAAUAGCAGGCUGGCUUCAGACCUAGUCAUGGCUGUAUCGAACACAUUCAUUAUUCGUCAGGUUUUAGAACACAAACAUGCUUAUCGGCGUCCGAUAAUGAUAGUUUUUCUUGAUUUAAAAGCAACAUUUGACUCUGCAGACCGAGAGGCUAUGUGGCAGUGUCUGUCAUUGAAAGGAGUACCUCAGAAGUACACGAACCUUGUGAAGGAUGUUUACUGGAAGACUAGCAGUCGAGGGAGAGUUUAUGGAGAACUUUCAUCUGAUUUCGCAACCUCAAGUGGUGUCCGACAAGGCUGUCCACUAUCUUUAUUUUUGCUUAACUUCAUUAUAGACCUAUUGCUGGAAAUAACACUCUCGUCGACUGAAUUUUCAGGAAUUGAUCUUCUACUAGGAGGUUCACUUAUCGACUUAGAAUACACAAAUGACAUAGUUUUGUUUUGUGAAGACUGACAAAAUGCAGAGUCUACUGUUAGAACUGACUAAUAAUGCCAGGAUGUUUGGGAUGCGUUUCUCCCCAUCCAAAUGUAAAUUGUUACUCCAGGACUGGCCUGCGUCAUCACCUGAACUAAGGAUAGGGAGUGAAGUAGUCGAACGCGUCGACAACUUCACUUAUCUUGGAAGUCUAAUCAGCCCUAAUGGGUUGGUGUCUGACGAAAUCUCAGCACGGAUUCAAAAAGCUCGUUUGGCUUUUGCCAACUUACGUCACCUAUGGCGAAGACGAGAUAUCCGUCUAUCAAUUAAGGGACGAGUAUACUGCACAGCAGUUCGCUCUGUUCUACUUUACGGCUGCGAAACGUGGCCAUUAAGAGUAGAAGAUACUCGUAGGUUACUAGUAUUUGACCACAGAUGCCUUAGAAAUAUUGCUCGCAUCUGCUGGGAUCACCGGGUAAGUAAUAGUGAGGUUGGACACAGGAUAUUAGGGAAUGAUGGUAAAUCAGUUGAUGAAGUUGUGGAUCUUCAUCGACUGAGAUUGUUGGGCCACGUGUUGUUACGUAUGCCUGAACAUUCUCCCAUGAUUUUGACUUUGACACUACCACGGUAUAUUUCAUUGCAUUUCAACCACUAUUAUUUAGAUAUUGUUAUUAUUGUAGAAGUCAAGAGUCAUCUCUUGUUUUCUGACCUUCGUUGAUACCAUUUUUUGUUAGUUUCGCAUCUGAUAAGUAACCUAAUCAUUAUAUUUUGGUUAAAUAUGCUAAAUACGAAUAAUAACUUUAGUUCUCUUAUAUAUUAAGUCAAUCGUGUAUUAGUCCUUUCUUGUAAAUCUAAUAUAAUUGGAGGUUGAUUUAUCGUUUCGAUCACUUCAGUCACUGGAGUAUUCUAUUUGAUCAACUGUUCCGUCAUAUCAGGCUCUACUAUACAAAGAAACUGAAAUGUAUAUCAUCAUUAACACUUCCACGAUGUUUGUCUUCCAAAAUUAAUUAUCACAUUUUGUAACUACCUUUAAUCGAUUAGCAGUUUUAAACUACUAAAAUCUGUUUACAGAAUACAAUUCUCUUGUUGUAAAUAUGUAGGUGUGAUAAUAGUACUAGGGGCUACAAAUAAAUUUGAGAAAUUUUUUGUGUUGGUUCUUAGUUUUCCAUUAACUUCGGUUCCUAUUUAUCCUAAAUUUUCAAAUCUAUCUACCCAAUACAUCGAAUUUAAAUUAUUACAAGACUUCUUAUUUAUCUACUUUUUUAUAGAAUAACUAAUUCACCUACUAUAUGUAGUCUUUGUUGGUGUACAGAAAAUUGUUUUUUAAUUAGUCGGGGACAUUCAAUUCGUAUUUGUCAAAUUUCAGAUCGGACUAGUAAUUCUGAUCAUUCACUACAUUCUAGCAAUUCUUCAUUAACUUAUCGAUCGUCUCAAAGUUUAUCCUCAGUUGAAUGUCGUAUUGGCUUGCCAAGUCGUUAUGUUGAAAUCGUACAUCAAAUUAAUAUGGAUGAUUCUAUUAUUAUUCAUAGUGUUUCAAGACAUCAGGCAUGUAUUCUACUCUUAUUUAAUGUUAUUAACGACUUGUCUAAAUCAAACUAUGAAAUAUCUGUUCUUGAUAUUGAUUUAGAUUCAAUAAGUAAUAAUUUAAUUUCAUCUAAUCAACAAUAUAAAGAAAUCUAUCAUGAAAAAUUGUCAAUGAAAUCAACUGCUUCAUCACACAUUGUCGGUCUAGUUAGUGUGCCUCAUGAAAAUACGCAUUAUAUUUUUUCAAGAAAAGAACUAUUUUGUGCUCAAGAACUAACUCUUGAUGAUCGUAUUGAUUGGUUCCUUGAAAAUAGUUUAUUUUCUAAAGGACUUGAAGCUGCUCAAGAACAUCCACGAUUGUUGACUCGUCAUACAGUUCAAUCUGUUGGCAUAACGUAUAUCGAUUAUCUACUAAGUGAACGUUAUUUCGUUGGAGCUGGAAUACUUUGUGCACAAGUUUUAUCAACUAGAGAAGCUUGGGAAGAACAAGUUCGGAAAUUCUCAAAUAUCGAUCAUUUAGAGGCUAUUGUACCAUAUCUACCGGUUAGUGGUGAGGAGAAAUCUGUGAAACUCAAUUCUUCUACAUACGAAUUAAUUCUAACCGAUUAUAUGAAUCGAAUGCCUAUUCUAUUUGCUCAAUUAUUAACUGAAUGGUGCAAAUUAGGCGUUGUUGAUAUUAGUGAAAAUUUUCUUAGAACUUUACUAAACCGUAUUGAACAGUAUAGUUCUUUAUCUGAAUCUGUUGAUCUAACCAAAUUAGAUACAGAAGUACAAGCAUUAUAUCGUGGUUUAGCAAUAAUAUAUGAACAAAUGGGAUCUUUUGAAUAUGCAAUAAAUAUAUUAGUUCGUCUACGUGAUCCAGAAGUGUUUACGCUUGUAAAACGUAAUAAUGUCAAACUGAAAGAUCGUCGGCUAGUGGAUAUAUUAAAAGACCAUUUGAUUUAUUUUAUGGAGUUAAAUACAACAAAAGCGAUUAAUAUGCUGAUGGAUCAUAUUGAUCAAGUUUCAAUUGAUUACGUAGUCAAUCAACCUAAUUCGGAUUCUAUGUUACUUUAUCAAUUUUUAGACAGCGUUUACUAUCGAUAUCCACAACUUAUUGGCCCAUAUUUAACUCUUCUAAUAUCCUUAUACAUCAAAUUUUGUCGAAGUAAAUUGCUACCUUUGUUAAAGUCUACAGAUCGGUAUCCUCUAAGUGAAGCCCUAAGCUUAUGUGAACGCGCGAAACUUGUACCAGAAACUGUUUAUCUACUGACUAGAGUUGGAAGACGUCACGAUGCAUUACAGUUAAUUAUGACGAGGGGAGGCGAAGACUCGUCACUUGGAGAAUAUACAACUCCGGAACAACGCCAAGCUAUAGCUGCUGCAAAGUCGAUCGAAUACUGCCGAGAAGAAGAUGGUAUUCGCGCGAAAAAUCGUCGCCCUUUCCAUCGACAUCGUAGUAUGAAUAAUCCAAAUUGUAGCAAGGAUUGCGAUGAAGACGAAGGUGAUGAAAAUGCUGGUGAACUAUGGCAACAGGUUAUUUUAUUUGCAGCGGAUAAGCCUGCUUUCAUAUGUGCAUUACUACAAAAUGCAGGCUGUGAAGGUCUCGAUUCACGUCUGCUACUACGUAAAAUAUCACCAGACAUGACUAUACCUGGACUUCGUGAUGCAAUUGUCAAGCUUAUGCAUGACUACAAGAUUCAACUUGAACUGCAGCAAAGCUGUUCACGCAUUUUGUCAUCAGACAUGCAUCAGUUAUUCUUACGUGUUAUCAAAAUGCAAAUGAAAGGAAUUCGUGUGAAUUCAAGUGCUUGGUCCUCUACUGGAUGUGCAGUGUGUCUGCAACCUAUACUGAACAAUAACGGGCAAUCAUGGCGAAGUGCAAAUCAAUCAAAAUGUGAUGUAAAUAGUCAAAACAACGAAGAAAAUCAUCGGUCAUGGGCAAUUUUUCAUUGCAAUCAUAUUUGUCAUGGAGACUGUUUAUCUAAUGAAGAAACGAAAUGCCCUUCAUGCUCAAAAUCACGUAUAAUAUAAUCCUCACUGACAAUUGACAAAAGCUGUAAACCUUGUGAUUUAUUUUAUCAUUUUAAUUUACAAAGGGAAAAUAUUGAACAGACUAUUUUUUUAAAGUUUGAUCAUUAUUUUUUUCUUUCUUUUUGAUAUAAAAAAACAAACUUUUUAUUGUUGAAAUC
This is a messenger RNA of Schistosoma rodhaini, 4701 nucleotides long. The record is from the annotation of a GenBank genome assembly. Lineage: Eukaryota; Metazoa; Platyhelminthes; Trematoda; Strigeidida; Schistosomatidae.